AUGUCCGUUAAAGUCGAGCCCCAAACUGUGUCGCUCACGUUGACCAAUGCUGAAAUAGGACCCACGUUGCCUGCUUCGGACCCAUCCGAAUGCUCCGAGAAAGUCAAAGAAGAAGAAACUUCAAACUACCUCAAGGACAUUUCGCCAGAAAGUGACUCUUCUAGCGUGGCAAUUGAGCAGGCGUGCGACUCGUGCCGCAAGCGCAAGUUGAAGUGCUCCAAAGAGUACCCGAAAUGUUCAAAGUGCAAACAGCACAAUUGGUGCUGCUCGUAUCUGCCCAAGACGGUGAGGUCUCCUCUCACGAGGCGACACUUGACCGAGGUGGAAAACAAGUUGGAGCUUGCCACGAAGAUGUUACGCAUUAUUUUACCCUCAGACGUUGAUCUAGACAAGCUCAUGGACAGCAAGGACUACGCUGCUCAAUUGCGCAGCAUAAAGGAGAGACUGGGUGCUGGAGUGUCAGCAACACGGUCAGCGCCAGCGUCUGUGUCAGAGUCAGCGGAGCAGUCGGCGCCAGAGUCAAUAGCUCCAUCAGCGGCGCAGUCACCGUCCAAUUCCGUAUUUUCCAACGAUGGGUCGACGUCCACUCAUCAAGUCGAGGAUACCGAUUUCACCUACGACAAGGAAAAAAUCAAGCGGGAAAUCAUUGACGAUUUCACGUUGAACAAUAUCCCCACGUACCCCAGGCCCACACAAAGGCAUCAGUCGGAAUUCGUGGCACCCAACGCCAUCAAGCAGCUUGGUAGCUUGUCCCUGUCAGAUACAACACAGACACACUCGCUAACCAGCCCUUCGUCUUUGUUGUCGCUCAACUCGUAUGGCCAGUACGACUACGAAGACGAUGUCAGCACGUUUUCGGAACCCUGCUUCAAGAAACAAAAACUAUUGGAGGGACCAUUAUCACCAGAGUACACUUCCAUAUUUAACGAAGUCAUCAGCGAUGACUUCUGA
Molecule: messenger RNA, 951 nt
Organism: Candidozyma auris
Lineage: Eukaryota; Fungi; Ascomycota; Pichiomycetes; Serinales; Metschnikowiaceae
Gene: GAL4
Product: galactose-responsive transcription factor
Exons: 1
Coding region: 1-951 (316 amino acids)
Biological process (GO): positive regulation of transcription from RNA polymerase II promoter by galactose
Cellular component (GO): nucleus
Molecular function (GO): zinc ion binding; RNA polymerase II cis-regulatory region sequence-specific DNA binding; DNA-binding transcription factor activity, RNA polymerase II-specific
Source: RefSeq, a predicted model, not a curated record